AUGUCUUCCUCUGCUGCAAAGACGUAUGACCAGAAACUAAAGACUCCCGGUCAAGGAGCUGGGGAAGCGCCUCAUCCGUUUGCCGUGGCAGUCGAGGCAUCACAGGACGAAUCAUUGAUACCUGAAGGAUAUGGGAUCAAGUACAAUGCGUACCACACCAUAACGGAAGGAGUAUUCCUACCUACAGGAACAAUCCUCCCUGGCGGCGCGGUCUUCACCAUGUCUUCCGUGUUAGACUUCCCAACCUGGCUUCCACCCGGGACCAAGAUUCCUGGCGGCCUUGUAACCCCCGUGUCCAUGCAAGAACCUCCUCCACCACCCGGCCAACCCAAGCCGGAAGAGGUCGAGCCGAUCUGCUUGAUCAUGUAG
Filobasidium floriforme is the source of this 369-nucleotide messenger RNA. RefSeq lists its product as uncharacterized. NCBI's taxonomy places the organism in Eukaryota, Fungi, Basidiomycota, Tremellomycetes, Filobasidiales, Filobasidiaceae. The transcript is spliced from 5 exons. The record is from RefSeq and is a predicted model, not a curated record. The coding region runs from base 1 to 369 and encodes 122 amino acids.